UGCAACGCAACUCGGCGUAGUAGUUUUUUUUGUUGCACUUCCUGUGUUAGCUCGGGAGAGAUAGCGGACGAGCGGUCGAAGAAAUUACCGAUGUAUCUGUGUAAAAUCGUAGCAUAAGUAUUCAGGGAAGUGCUAUUCUGGGGGCUCUAAGGUCCAUAUUUCAGAGACGACAAUGAUCCGCUUUAUCCUCAUCCAGAACCGAGCGGGGAAGACAAGACUGGCCAAGUGGUACAUGCAGUUUGAUGACGAUGAGAAGCAGAAGUUGAUUGAGGAAGUUCACGCUGUGGUAACUGUCAGGGACGCCAAGCACACCAACUUUGUGGAGUUCAGGAACUUCAAGAUCAUUUACCGGCGUUAUGCUGGUCUGUACUUCUGUAUUUGCGUGGAUGUGACCGAUAACAACUUGGCAUACCUCGAGGGAAUCCACAACUUUGUAGAGGUGCUGAAUGAGUAUUUCCACAACGUGUGUGAGUUGGACCUUGUGUUCAACUUCUACAAGGUGUACACGGUGGUGGAUGAGAUGUUCCUGGCGGGAGAGAUCAGGGAGACCAGUCAAACCAAGGUCCUCAAGCAGCUCCUCAUGCUCCAGUCGCUCGAAUAGAAAACAGACAGCCCCCCCCUUUCCCACCUGCCCAUUUAUCUGCUGCCCUGGCACCUAAACCAACCUACCCCUCGUUCCUGUCACUCUGGAAAGGACCGCCUAUCAUCUCCCUGCCUCUACAGUGCAGACUUCACUCCUUUACUGAACUUCAGGAGGGGGAGGGGUAUUUUUAGAAAUAGACAAUAUUGUUUACAUAUGGAUAUAUAAUAUGGAAGUUCAAUUAACCUGUUUGUCAUAGCAGUCUGUAUGCAUCUCAUGUACAUUAGGCUGCACAUUUCAACAUGUUAUCACAUAUACCACCUUUAGUUACAAUCAAGUUUAUAUUCAGUUUAAUUUUCCCAAAGCCAGCGGCUGCAGAAAUGAGUUAUUUCAUGUAGUGACCAGUUAGUCUUUGCAUUUAUCUCUGUGCAGUGUGGAAACACUGAUGUGUAGAACUGUCUCUGUCCUCCUCGUCCGCCUCCUCUCCUUCCUUCAGGAACCUCAACAUUCAUUUCACGGCACUACUGUAACUAACAAGCACCAUGUAUAAAGCGAGAGCGCCUAAUGAUCCAUGUGCAUUGAGCACUUAGAACAGCUUGGCAGCCGCUUCUAUAAAUCUAAGUAAGGAAAGACCUUGCCUGUGAUGUAGUAGCAGGCUUGUCACGCCUUCUGCUCAUUUUAUAUCUGGAUCACAGUACAAGCAAACUAUGACUAGAAAGCCCCUUUAGAGCAAUUGACCCACCAUGGCAAGUUCAUAAUUGAAUGGAGUGUACUUGGGAUGAGUGCCAUUUUUAAUGGUGUGUUAUGGCAACCUGUGCGGUGUCAGACAUCCUCUUUGGCUGAUGGUGAUAAACAGUUUAGGUUAUGUUGGCUCAAGCGGCUGCUCUCUGGAUGUUCGUCGUCAUUGCAUUUCAAAUCAUCUAGAUAAUUCGGCGCAGCUCAUUACAUUAAAAAAGGUGCUCGUUGGUCACACUUAAAACACUUAAUAUACGAACGCGCUCAGACGGAAAAAGACCUGGACAUAGAAAGUAUAUUUUACAUAAGCAGUACUGUGAAGUUUGCUUUGUAUGGUGUGUACAUACAAUGUAUCUUGCGUGUGUUAAAUAUUGUGACAUUCAUUCCAAAAAGAGUGGUUCUUGUUCGCUAUAUGAUCUGAGCAGUAUUUACUGGUGAAGAUCCAUGAAUUCCUUGGGCAUUGCGUGUAAUAAAUUGGCUUUUAAAUUCUUCUUACAAGCCUCUUGAACUGAAAAAAUAUAUAUACACUUUUAUCCAUUUUCCCUUUGCUGGGCUUUAAUGUUCAUGAAAUUACUUGUCAUACUCUAAUUUUAACCAUAUCCACGCACAAAGGUGUCAAAUGUGGUUUGCAAAUGUUACUGUUGUUGAACUUUUGUAUUUUUUUUUUUAAUCGAUUAGGCAAUAGUGAUAUAUGUACUGCUUCCCUUACUGUCCACCUGUGUGAGUUUGUUGAUGGAAGAUGUGUGUUUGUAUGUAUUACUCCGACUCAACUACCCACAUCAGUAUGUCCCCAUUAUAUGUAAAUAAUAAAAUAAAUAGAUGAAGUGACACAUGAA
This is a messenger RNA of Larimichthys crocea (large yellow croaker), 2151 nucleotides long. RefSeq names its product adaptor related protein complex 2 subunit sigma 1 (gene ap2s1). Lineage: Eukaryota; Metazoa; Chordata; Actinopteri; Sciaenidae. Gene Ontology annotation, biological process: clathrin-dependent endocytosis; intracellular protein transport. Gene Ontology annotation, molecular function: clathrin-cargo adaptor activity. The transcript is spliced from 5 exons. The record is from RefSeq and is a predicted model, not a curated record. Bases 173 to 601 code for a protein of 142 amino acids. Gene Ontology annotation, cellular component: AP-2 adaptor complex; membrane coat.